GUCACGCCACACACCCACCACUCUCCUACUUGUCCGCCUCUCCGUCGUCUCCCUCUGCGCGCCCCCGCUCCAGGUCAACUCUGCCAUCCACGGGAGAUCGGUCGACCGACCGGCCUAUCAUCCAUGGCGCUCGACGCGGCCCUCGACGUGUGCAGCAAGACGCCGUCGCCGUCGCCGCCGACGGUCGACUCGUCGGCGCGCGGCGGGAGGCGGUCCAAGCGCCGCGCCGGGAGCCCCGCCAGCGACGGCGGAGGAGGAGUCGACGGCAACGACCAGCCCGAGCAGGAGGAGUACCUCGCGCAGUGCCUCCUGAUGCUCUCGCACGGCCUCCCCGGCGACGGGGCCGCGCCGCCUUCGGCGGCGGCGAAGGCGAAGGCGAUCCAGCAGCAGCAUCAGCACGGCCGGUACGAGUGCUCCGUGUGCGGCAAGGUGUACACGUCGUACCAGGCGCUGGGAGGGCACAAGACGAGCCACCGGAAGCCGCCGGUGGUGGCGCCCGCGCCCGCGCCAGCACCAGGAGGCGAGGCCGACGCGUCGUUGUCCGGCGGCACCGCGCACGCGGCUGCGGAGAAGGAGAAGACGCACCGGUGCUCGGUCUGCAAGCGCACGUUCCAGUCGGGCCAGGCUCUGGGCGGGCACAAGCGGCUGCACUACGAGGCCAAGGCCAAGGACGCGGACGCUGUGGCGGCGACGGCCGUGCUGCAGAACUUGGACCUCAACCUGCCGGCCGAGGGCGCGCCGCCGGAGCCCAAGCGGGCGCGGACGAUGCUGCUGCUGGCUUGAUCCAUCCCCGCCGGUCGAUCCAACGGCGGCGAGAUGGGAGUUGGCGCCAAGUGGCGGUCUAGGUUCUUGAUAGAGAGUUGUUUGGUAGGUCGUCCAAUUUCGAUGGUUAUUUGGUUGGUUUCUUUGUUAAUUUUCGGUUUGCGUCGCGUGCCGUCGGCUGCGUCGGUCUCGGUUCGUUCGGUGCUGAUUGUUAUGAUGCACCUUUUUUUCGGUUCAGACUUCCUAGGAAGAUGAUUCAUUUCUCCAUAUUCUGCGACGACGCGGAGCCGCCGGAUUAAGAACCGGACGGCUGAUGCGCGCGGUCUCUCUCUAUUUAGAUAUAGCACCUAU
Messenger RNA from Zea mays, 1113 nucleotides. RefSeq names its product zinc finger, C2H2 type family protein. The record is from RefSeq and is marked validated. Gene Ontology annotation, molecular function: DNA-binding transcription factor activity; transcription cis-regulatory region binding. NCBI's taxonomy places the organism in Eukaryota, Viridiplantae, Streptophyta, Magnoliopsida, Poales, Poaceae. Bases 124 to 783 code for a protein of 219 amino acids. Gene Ontology annotation, cellular component: nucleus. Gene Ontology annotation, biological process: regulation of DNA-templated transcription. The transcript has a single exon.